CGAACCCGUGAGCGUAUUUAAACGCGCUCAGAGCCCAGAGUGAGCGUCAAACGCGUUACACAGACGCGCGUGUGGAUCAUGAGUGCUGUGUGCUGACAGAUAUCACACACACACCGUCGGACAACAGCGCGCUUCUUCACUUUCACCUGAUCUGUGCGGAUAUUAAACAAGCAUUCACCUGGAUUUCAUCACCUGUGCGGUGCGUUUCGGAGGCAGAAUGCGGUGCGUUCUAACAGACACGGGAAACUAUUACAGUUAGUUCGGAUCCACAUCCCGAUGUCUUCAUCUGACCCGCUGCUGCUGCUGCUGGUUUUCUCUCUUACAGACGCGGCGCGCGGCAGCAUCACAGUCUCGCGCGUCGCGUUGCGCACAGUGAGCUGAGCUGCGCGUCAGAAGCUCUGGACACUUCAGCGCGCGCUUCGUUUGGAUCUAGUGGAUAACAUGUUGUGAAUGGACCUGGAAUCGUGACAUUUUGAGGAUAGCUCACGGAUUUUAUCUUUUGGAUCUUUCAAUGUUUCCCGGUUUGCUGAGAAUUUGGCUUUUCUGAAGCUCUGGUCUGUAUGGACCCCAUUUAAGCUUCCCUCAAAGGAACUGAGUCUAAAAUGAAGUUAUGGGACAUUCUAGCCACGUGUUUGUUGCUCCUGAGCUCCGUUUCUGCACGUCCCCUCUUCCACAAGCUGCAGCCAUCCAAAAGAGCUGUCGUCCGCAGUGAGAGCCCUGCUCUGGACCCCAUCAUUGACUCCCAACCUGAAACCACCAACCAAAAACACGCCUCCAUGGAGGAACAAUAUGCCGUAAACGGCCUUUACCCGGAGCAGUUCGAGAACGUAAUGGACUUCAUCGAAGCGACUAUCGGCCGACUGCGCAGGUCGCCCGACAUGGACUUCGACUCUCAACUGAAGCGGGACAGAGGGCGACAGAAAGGAGCAGCAAACACAGAGAAGGCGGGACGGGGGCGAGACAGGAAGAGGGGUCGUGGGCGAGGCGGCGGCCGAAAGGAAAGCCGAGACGACAGGGUCAAAGGUCAAGGGCGUGGCUGCCUCCUUAAAGAGAUCCACCUCAACGUGACAGACCUGGGCUUGGGUUACAGGACCAAAGAGGAGCUGAUUUUCCGCUACUGCAGCGGCCCGUGUUACGACGCCGAGACCAACUACGACAAGAUCCUGAACAACCUCACCCACAACAAGAAGCUGGACAAGGAAACGCCGUCUCGGACUUGCUGUCGGCCGAUCGCUUUCGACGACGACAUCUCGUUCUUGGACGACAGCUUGGAAUACCACACGCUAAAGAAGCAUUCCGCUAAAAAGUGUGCGUGCGUUUGACCGAGGAGCUCUCGACGGGACGGGCGCUUCAGACUGGGACUCUCACAGAGAGAUAUUCAGUAUUCACUUUGUUACCAAACCACAAGAUUAACGGCUUGAGCUAUUGAGCGUUCAUACAGCAACAAACAUUGUUUGGUGGAAUAAGGAGCGCGUCUUCAGUGGAUUAUCACGUUUACACUGUCAGUGAGAGACGCCACAACAAAAGACUCCAAACAUUUAAUAUCCAGAAAGCUAUCUAUAUAUAUAUAUAGUAUAUAUGAAAAUGUAUUUAUUGAGAUUUAAUUAAGUUAUUGUUAUUUAUUGCGAUCCAUUGUAUUAGAGUGUCUGUUUCUCUUAUUUAUUUAAGGAGGGUUUUUUUUGUUCUCUAUCUUGGAUGGUGCCAAAUUUGAGCAUGUGUGUUUAAAGGAAUCGUUCACAGUUUGACAUUUAUUCAACCUCAUGUCGUUCCAAACCUGCUUAAACUUCUUUCAUCUGUGCAACACAAAAC
Messenger RNA from Ctenopharyngodon idella (grass carp), 1809 nucleotides. RefSeq names its product glial cell derived neurotrophic factor a (gene gdnfa). Gene Ontology annotation, molecular function: glial cell-derived neurotrophic factor receptor binding; receptor tyrosine kinase binding; growth factor activity. Gene Ontology annotation, biological process: positive regulation of branching involved in ureteric bud morphogenesis; negative regulation of neuron apoptotic process; peripheral nervous system development. The transcript has 3 exons. The record is from RefSeq and is a predicted model, not a curated record. Lineage: Eukaryota; Metazoa; Chordata; Actinopteri; Cypriniformes; Xenocyprididae. Bases 603 to 1322 code for a protein of 239 amino acids.